Messenger RNA from Aspergillus brunneoviolaceus CBS 621.78, 1043 nucleotides. RefSeq lists its product as uncharacterized. Bases 327 to 1043 code for a protein of 238 amino acids. Lineage: Eukaryota; Fungi; Ascomycota; Eurotiomycetes; Eurotiales; Aspergillaceae. The transcript is spliced from 2 exons. The record is from RefSeq and is a predicted model, not a curated record.
CCGCCUCCGCUCUCCGCACUCGGGAUUCCGAUUGACCCCUCAUCCGCAAGCUAAAAGUAGUAACAAGGCAAGUACGGGAGUAAAUUUAGGACAGAAGAUUCUAACCAACCACUGACUGCAUUUAGGAGGUCGGACGGUUUUUUUUUUAUUUUUAUUUUCGGAUACGUCCAAUUCUCUGUCUGCAUUGAGCUUUUCGUACUCGUACUCGUACAUGCGAUUGCUCUCAUGCAGUGACAGCGUGUCCGAAAGUUGUCGAGUUGUCGAGUUUUGAAACGGAAGGGAACGUGUCAGGUGGGUGUACUACGAGUACUCUGUACCUGAACCAGAUGGGGGAGCUCGAGAGGGCCCGCAUCAAGCAAUUGCCAUCGGAUGCCUUCUACAUUGCCGACUUCAUCUCGGAGGUGGAGGAAGCCCUUUUGCUCCAAAAGAUCGGUACCGCUCCCCUACCGCGCUGGACGCAACUCGCACAUCGUCGCCUUCAAACCUGGCCAUCUGCUUUGACCAAGACCAACACCCUCGUUGCCUCUCCGCUUCCCUCUUGGCUCGUCUCACCCAUAGUGACCCCGCGCUUCGAUGCCCUCAACAUCUUCCAAGAUGCCCCGCACGGCGCCCCGAACCAUGUCCUGGUGAACGAGUACUGUCCCGGACAAGGGAUCAUGCCUCAUGAAGACGGCGCAGCAUAUUACCCGCUCGUGGCUACUGUGAGCCUCGGAGCGCCGAUUGUGCUGGAUCUGUAUGACAAGCCCACGGCCGACGCUCAAGAUGGCUUGGAUCGCCAACCAAAAUAUCGCAUCCUGCAAGAGCGACGUAGUCUGCUGGUCACCACGGACAGGGUCUACACGGACUUCCUGCAUGGGAUUGCGGAAACCGACAGGGACGAGCAACUCAGUGCCGGUUCCAUCUGCAAUUGGGGCUUGCUGAGGGAGCCCGAACGGUACGAAUGUGGCUGGUCUCAGAGAGGAACUAGGAUCAGUCUAACUUAUCGUGACGUGCUCAAGGUCGCGAAGCUGGGAAGCACAAUGAAAUUCUUGAAUAGACGAUAG